UAACAGAUUGCAAAAGUUUCAUAUUCUUGUCUUUUUGUAUGUUAUCUCCAACUUGUAGAUUUUAAGUAUAUCUUUCUAUAGGCCUGAAAUGGUAUGGACUAAAGAGCAUGAUGUUUUGUUGACAAGAUGAAUUCUAGUAGCCAAGCCAUUUGAAUUCAAGUUUUGCUCUAAGGAAAGGGGGCAGGCAUGGGAUAAGGUUGCCGAGUCAUUGAAUUUGGUGUAACAAAUUACAUUCGCUGUAGAUCAGAGGAGUGUAAGGGAGAGAUAUGCUAAAUUAGAAAAGGCCUUUAAAAAAUUUUUGAGGGAGGAAGAAACAGCGAGUGGAAUUAGCCCUGAAGUACGUGAGCUUGAUGAAGCCAUCGAAAAUAUAAUAGAGGCAUCUGAAAAUGCAGAAAAGGAACUGAUGGAAUCCCAAAAUAACAAGAAUAAACAGUCUGAAAAAGAAAGAGAAACAGCAGAGAGUGUCAGGAAAGAUCAAUGGAGAGACUGUCUCAGACAAGGGACAGAGAGGGCCUAGAAAGUUCAAAGAAAAAAAAGAGAUCUGGAAUUGACAUGGUUGAGUAUUUACAGGAUAAAGAAACUAGAGAAGAAAGCCAAAAAAGGUUGAUAUUGAGAUCAGAGAGAGACAAUUAGAGCGGGAAGAAAGGAUACAUAAUGACAUGUUUCUUAUAAAGAAGUAUGAACUUAAGUUAAAAGAAAGAGAGCUGGCUAUUCUUGAAAAACAGCAGGAGGACAGGGCCAAAAGAGGUGGGGAAUUGUUGGAGUUUAUGGAAAAAAUAUUGAGCAACAGGUUCGCUUGGGAAAUGGCAAUAAUUAUAUUUGACAAGAUAUUUAGUUUCAAAUUUUUGCUGUAGUGCUGGCUGUGUAUUUAAAAAUUUAAUUUUCUUCUAUUUAAAUCCUUAAUUGAUUUUUGUCGUGUCUGUUACUUGUGAAAAACUUUCUGCGAAUUUGGUAGGUUUUAAAAAAGCUGUUUGUGGUUUAUAAAUAAACCUUUAUGAAGGAAUUACUCCUUGCUAAAAUAUCGAUCAAGGGCUGGAGGUUGAACAUCAAAAAAUUUGGAUGUGCUGUUCCCAUAGAGGCAAGUCAUUGCAUUACGAAGAAAUGCACACACAAUAUAAAACUUUUCAACAGCACUGAGUCCAAUCUUUAAGUCUUUCUUGAAAUCGGUAAACUUAAAAUAGUUUACGAUGUCGCCAAAGACCCAUUCAACUCAGACUCUAACCUGGCUCAAAGAUUGAUUGAAGGCUCUCCUUGCAAACGGGCAUUGGAGGUGGACUCUGUGAGGGUAGGCAGGAUGAUAUUCAUAUUUGUAUAUAGUCUUAAUUAAAAAAUCCUUCUCAAAUCCUUUUUAAUAAACAUCUGUACUUUGGUCUUUUAAUUUUUUGAUUUUAAUUUUAAUUUUGAAUAAUAAACUAGCAAGUAUCCUGAUUUCCCAAACCUAAUCCUGUUACUUUAGUUCCAUUUUGCUUAGUUAAAUAAAUAAAAUUUUAUCUAAUCUUGUUUUCUUAGCUGUUAUUGUUAUGUUACUAUUAACAUUAUUUGUUUCAUUCAUAUCGCACUUUGCUUGUUAGCUCUUCUGUUUUUUUUCCAAAUGUCCUAAGCUUACCUAAUUAAUAUUAAAUCGUAUUAUCAGUAUAUUGUAAUUAAAAGUUUGAAUUAUCAAUAUGAAAUUAAAUGAAAUGUUGGUGAUAAAGAAUAUGUCUCCAGCUCCUCCAACAAACCAGACAUUGCCAAUAUCCCACUGUCGUGUCGCCUUCCUUCAACUGGUCCAAAAAAUUAGCAAUUAUACCGUUCGGUGCAACAACUGACUGAAACUUUAUCGCAUGUACUCUCUUAUGCCCAUUGUAAAGUACUCGUUGGUUUUGUUUUGGCCUACAAAUAGGUCGCACAGCACCAUCGAUGAAACCCCAGCAGUUAUCGAGAGCAGAGCCUUUCUGGUAAAUUGCAUCUGCAUAUCUUUGUAAAUUUUCUCUUGAAAGAAAAGCCUGGUUUAGACUUCUCAAGAGCUGCCCGUGUGUUUCAACCAUUAAGUCAAUCACUUUAUUUGUUAUCAUGCACAGCUGUGGAACUGGCCUACCAAACCUUGGUACUAAGUCUUUAAUUACAUUUCGAAAAGAUCACGUCCAGCCUAUCGCAAAUACACAGAAAAUAUUAAGCGAAAACAACAUGAAGCAAACAACAUGUUUUGCAGUCCUCCAGGGUGCUGUUCACUGGGUAUACCAGCGUUGUCCAGCCGCCUUUCAUAGCAUGUAGGCUCGAAUAGUACAGAGCAGAGUACUGAUGUCGAAGUUGGCUUACAAUUAUGGCAAUGUCUUCUCACGAAGGUUACCCAUUUUGGUAGAAGUUUCAUCUUUGCAGUAUUUUGACAGCUAAUAACAUUGGGAAUGCCAGCAGCCCAAAACUUGCUGCCUCAUCGAGAAGGCUUCAAGUGUGUUGACUGUUUACUUUCCGCCAUUAUUGACAAUAUCAGGAUGCUUGCAAACCUUCUGCAGUCACGGGUCAAAAAGGUGUCAACUGACCACGUAGACCAAUUUUGAGAAAAAUGGCAACUUUGCGUCUAAAUAUGUGCUGUUACUGUUGUGCAAGAGACUGUAUCACAAUAAACAGUUGCUGUAAAAAUGCUGCCCAAAAACCAAUGAGAUGAAAUUGGACAGAUUUUUCAAAGGAAGCUGAGAUUAUGCAAAGCCUCAAGGAUGAGCAUAUACGUGGCUGAAGAUGUUAUAUGAAACUUUCCAAGAGCUGUCAACAGAUUCAGGUAAAAAAACUGCGACUAUAAGCCAAUGGAGGCAUAUCAACUUUUAAAGGAACUGGAUUUUGUCUCUUUUCUAUCUCUGUCUUUUGACAUCCCAGUAGAACACACUGUAUUCUCCGAGAAAGGUAUGGCGAAUCUUGUAGAAGCAAUUGAAAAGAUGGUGUCCUUUGAGGUAUGUGGUGUGCAUGUUUGUGAGCCAUGCUCUUUUUUGUUUGGUUGGAAUGGUGAGCAUUUAUUCGUUACUUGUCAAUGGUGAGCAUUUAUGGUGAGCAGGUCCUGUUGCCGAUCAGCUUGGUGGCACCCCAUACUGGCCCUAUAAUCGUGUCAAAACCAGAAAUUGAAAGAGGGAACAAUAUUUGUUGUUGGAUUUGGAAUACACUUUAUGAAUCUGUGAUUGCCGCAGAGAGCAGACAAUUGCUAUCAAUUCUAUUAAUUGACACUAGAAGGUAAUUAUUGCGAUAUUGCUAAAUUGUUUGCAUGGUCUAAUUUGACUAAUUUGACUAAUUUGAGCUUUUUAGCAAUGGUCAUUGAGGACAAGUUGAUGGUAGCACUUUCAAAUUCUAAUUUCUUUCCAAUCGUGGCUUCAUCAUUGAAAGGACAUUUAUUGACUCUCUAAAAACUGUAGAUGUGUGCAAAAGAAAAAACUUAUUGUUUUUUUUAAAAAAAUCUUUGAAUCUGAAUCAAAUGAUUUUCAGAAUACUGUGUAAAAAUCUGUAACAAUAGAUCAUCAAGUGGCAACUUUUUAACAAGGUGACAAAGCCCUGGCAGAUGAUUGGAAUCGACUUGAUGGGUGCCUAACCUAUGACAGGAUAAGGCAAAAUGCAUUUUAACAUGCACCGAUUACUUCACAAAGUGGGUAGAAGCAUUUGCAAUAUCAAGAAAGUCAGUGAAAGAAGUUGCAUGUUGCUUGGUGAAGUUGUUUUGCCGCCAUGUGUCCCCUAAACAAGUUUUACCUGGCUGAGGAAGAGAUUAUGCAAUUUAUCUAAGUUCUCAACACGAGUGUACUGACUUGAUCUGAUACCAAUCCAAAUCUAGACACCCCACAACCACUUUUUUCUGAAAGAAUGGAGCUUUUGGCAAAAUAGUAUGCUAAUAAUUUUUAAUUUGCCUUGUCCUCCAUUUUUCAUUAUUUCAAGUCCCCAUGGAAUCAACAAAGUGUGGUUUCUGUAUAUAGAUAUUGCUAAGCCUCUGUUGUUAUUGCUAGAGUUCUUACACAGUGUCUAAAUCCAAUUAUUUUUUCACAAUAAUACAUCUUUAAAGCGGAUAUUGUUCUUUUAUUUUUCACAUCUCUGCCAAUACAGAUUUGUAGGCUGAAAAAUCGAAAAAUGGCUUUGAUUAUGUUUUGAUCUUAUGUUAUGAAAAUGCCAGUCCCUCAGGUGCUAUAGGCAAAAGCUAUAGUGCCUGAAGAUGUGCCCCUCAGGUCGGAUGGCACUCAACUUGCUACUGAGGAAGGGUGCAGCUCUGGAUUGAGUAAUUCUAGCAAUAAUGAAGCUGUUGUACUAAACCCAUUAGGGCGUAUGAUAGCUGACACUGCAGAGGAUGAAAAACCAAAGCAGUUCCGCAACAACAAAAACCACACAAUUGCAACCUGGAAUGUUAGAACGAUGAAUCAAGGAAAGUUGGAAGUUGUAAUAAAUGAAAUGGACAGAAUAAACUUAGACAUACUCGGAAUAAGUGAAAUGAGAUGGACAGGGUGUGGGGAUAUUAGAAAAGGUGAUCACACAGUGUACUACUCAGGACACCAAAAAUACAAGAGAAAUGGAGUUACCAUUAUUGUCAAUAAAAAGAUAAGCAAAUCAGUGCUAGGAUAUAACAUGGUUAAUGACAGAAUAAUUGCAUUAAGACUUCAAGGACAUCCUUUCAACACCAGCAUAAUACAAAUAUAUGCACCAACCACAGAUGCCGAUGAUGAUGCAAUAGAACAGUUUUACACAGAGCUACAGAAAGUGCUAGAUAAUAUACCAAAGAAAGAUAUGUUGUUUUUAAUUGGAGACUGGAAUGCAAAAGUGGGAAAUAAUGAAGAAAAAGGAGUCACUGGAUUUUGACUAGGAGAGCAAAAUGCUGCAGGAGAACGAUUAAUAGAAUUCUGCAUUGAAAACGAAUUGUUCAUAGCCAACACUAUGUUCCAACACAAACGCAGACUAUAUACAUGGACAUCACCAGAUGGUAAUUAUAGGAAUCAGAUUGACUAUAUCUUGGGCAGGAAGAGAUGGAAAAGUGCGAUACAGGCAGUCAAAACUCUUCCUGGAGCUGACUGUGGAACAGAUCAUGAGCUGCUUCACGCCACUAUCAAAGUAAAGCAAAAAAGAUAAGACAGCAACAUGCGCAAGCUAGAUAUGAUUUAACAAAGAUACUGCCAAACUUUACAAUCGAGCUAUAGAAUCGUUUCUCAUGUCUAGAAUCACAGGACACUAGUGUUGAGCAAUUAUGGCAGACAACAAAAGAUAUCAUCGUUGACACUGCGGGAAAAAACAUUCCUAAGAAAGAGAGAAAAAGAAAAUCACAUUGGUUAUC
This is a messenger RNA of Rhopilema esculentum, 5266 nucleotides long. RefSeq lists its product as uncharacterized. NCBI's taxonomy places the organism in Eukaryota, Metazoa, Cnidaria, Scyphozoa, Rhizostomeae, Rhizostomatidae. The record is from RefSeq and is a predicted model, not a curated record.